Volvox carteri f. nagariensis is the source of this 1047-nucleotide messenger RNA. RefSeq lists its product as uncharacterized. Bases 28 to 1047 code for a protein of 339 amino acids. Gene Ontology annotation, molecular function: antiporter activity. The transcript has 8 exons. Lineage: Eukaryota; Viridiplantae; Chlorophyta; Chlorophyceae; Chlamydomonadales; Volvocaceae. Gene Ontology annotation, cellular component: membrane; Golgi apparatus. The record is from RefSeq and is a predicted model, not a curated record. Gene Ontology annotation, biological process: transmembrane transport.
GAGAUGUGAGCGUUACACGUAUCUGAGAUGCCUGUGUCAUCUCCUCGUCGCGCGGCACACAGAGUGCAGCGCAGCGCCACACACUGCUGUAAUGACGGCCAAAGCGAGCUCACCUCUACUCUGAUCCUGGGCUCCAUGUUUGCCGGAUGGUAUGCCGCCAAUAUCGCCUUCAACUUGUACAACAAGCAGGUUCUCAAGGUCUUCGCCUUCCCGAUCACGAUUACGGAGAUGCAGUUCGUAGUGGGCAGCGCCAUCACCCUCCUGAGCUGGGCCACCGGGCUGCUGAAGGCGCCCAAGAUAACGGGCGACACGGUCCGGAGCGUGCUGCCCCUUGCGGUGGUCCACACAUUGGGCAAUCUGCUCACCAACAUGUCGCUUGGGGCAGUGGCCGUGUCGUUCACGCACACCAUCAAGGCCAUGGAGCCGUUUUUUUCUGUCGUACUCUCGGCCAUUUUUCUGGGCGACCAGCCGUCGCCUGCCGUACUACUAACCUUGCUCCCUAUCGUCGGUGGUGUGGCUAUUGCGUCCAUGACCGAGGCUUCUUUCAACUGGUUUGGUUUUCUCUCGGCCAUGGGCUCCAACCUCACCUUCCAGUCGCGGAAUGUUCUCUCCAAGAAGCUGAUGUUGAAGAAGGGAGAUGCAGGAGGGCUGGACAACAUCUCGCUGUUCUGCUGCAUCACACUCGCAUCCGCGGCGCUGCUACUGCCGUUCAGUCUCUUUUUCGAGGGCUGGCGGUUGACUCCAGGGGGGCUGGCGGAAUUGGGUGUCACCGACCCGGUCCAAGUGCUGAUGUGGGUUUUCGCCUCCGGAUUGUGUUUCCACGCCUACCAGCAAGUGUCGUACAUGAUCCUACAGCGAGUGUCCCCCGUAACGCACUCCAUUGGGAACUGCGUGAAGCGGGUGGUGGUGAUCGCGACUUCCGUACUUUUCUUCCGAAACCCCGUGUCGCUGCAAAAUGCCCUGGGUACGGCCAUUGCUCUGGCGGGCGUUUUUGCGUACGGCCGUGUCAAGCGCCAGGCGAGCAAAAAGGCGGCGAAGGCCAAUUGA